Messenger RNA from Pongo pygmaeus (Bornean orangutan), 697 nucleotides. RefSeq names its product ASNSD1 upstream open reading frame (gene ASDURF). The transcript has 4 exons. The record is from RefSeq and is a predicted model, not a curated record. Lineage: Eukaryota; Metazoa; Chordata; Mammalia; Primates; Hominidae. Bases 112 to 402 code for a protein of 96 amino acids.
GACUCGCGGUAAAAGAAAGGGUGCGCGCGGCUGGAAGCGCGCAUGCGCUGUGGCUAAUGCCGUAGUCUCCUUCAGGGCUGAGCCGUUCCGCGUGUCUUGCGCUCGGUGGAAAUGCCCAGCCGAGGGACGCGACCAGAGGACAGCUCUGUCCUGAUCCCCACCGACAAUUCGACCCCACACAAGGAGGAUCUUAGCAGCAAGAUUAAAGAACAAAAAAUUGUGGUGGAUGAGCUUUCUAACCUUAAGAAGAAUAGGAAAGUAUAUAGGCAACAACAGAACAGCAAUAUAUUCUUUCUUGCAGACCGAACAGAAAUGCUGUCUGAGAGCAAAAAUAUAUUGGAUGAACUGAAAAAAGAAUACCAAGAAAUAGAAAACUUAGACAAGACCAAAAUCAAGAAAUAGUCAACCUGAUUUCACAUAACAAUGUGUGGCAUUUGUUGUUCUGUAAACUUUUCUGCUGAGCAUUUCAGUCAAGAUUUAAAAGAGGACUUACUGUAUAAUCUUAAACAGCGGGGACCCAAUAGUAGUAAACAAUUGUUAAAGUCUGAUGUUAACUACCAGUGUUUAUUUUCUGCUCACGUCCUACACUUGAGGGGUGUUUUGACUACCCAGCCUGUGGAAGAUGAAAGAGGCAAUGUGUUUCUAUGGAAUGGAGAAAUUUUUAGUGGAAUAAAGGUUGAAGCUGAAGAGAAUGACA